Molecule: messenger RNA, 3250 nt
Organism: Anarrhichthys ocellatus (wolf-eel)
Lineage: Eukaryota; Metazoa; Chordata; Actinopteri; Perciformes; Anarhichadidae
Product: retinal Mueller cells isomerohydrolase-like
Exons: 14
Coding region: 53-1663 (536 amino acids)
Biological process (GO): retinal metabolic process; zeaxanthin biosynthetic process
Molecular function (GO): retinol isomerase activity; all-trans-retinyl-ester hydrolase, 11-cis retinol forming activity; beta-carotene 15,15'-dioxygenase activity
Source: RefSeq, a predicted model, not a curated record
GCCAGACUCUCUUUCUGCAGAAAAACAUUCUGUGUGAGGAACUUACAGCAGCAUGGCCCGCCAUGUGGAGCAUCCUGCUGCAUGCUACAAGAAGAUCUUUGAGACGGUGGAGGAGCUGAAUGAACCUAUACCUGCUGAGAUCAGCGGUGUUAUACCUUCAUGGCUUGGCGGCAGUCUUCUCAGGAUGGGUCCAGGUCUUUUCGAGGUGGGAGGUGAACCUUUCUACCACCUGUUUGAUGGACAGGCUCUCAUACACAAGUUUGACCUGAAGAACGGUCAGGUGACCUACUACAGGAAGUUUAUCAGGACGGAUGCGUAUGUUCGUGCCAUGACCGAGAACAGAGUAGUGAUCACUGAGUUUGGAACGGCAGCCUAUCCAGACCCCUGCAAAAACAUCUUCUCCAGAUUCUUUACUUACUUCAAAGGAAUUGAGGUGACCGACAACUGCCUAGUGAACAUCUGUCCAAUCGGGGAGGACUUCUAUGCCGUCACAGAGACCAAUUACAUCACUAAGGUUGAUCCUGAUUCGCUGGAGACUUUAAAGAAGGUGGACCUGUGUAAGUACCUCUCAGUGAAUGGGGCAACUGCCCACCCCCACAUUGACGCAGAUGGUACAGUCUAUAACAUCGGCAAUUGCUUUGGCAAGAACAUGAGUCUGGCUUACAACAUCGUCAAGAUCCCACCUUCUCAAAAAGGUGAGAAAAACAAGUCAGAUCCCCUGGAGAGAUCCCAGGUGGUCGUUCAACUGCCCAGCAGUGAGAGGUUGAAACCCUCCUACGUACACAGUUUCGGUAUGACAGACAACUAUUUUGUGUUUGUGGAGCAGCCGGUGAAGAUCAACCUGCUCAAGUUCCUGUCGGCUUGGAGCGUCAGAGGAGCCACAUACAUGGACUGCUUUGAAUCCAACGAAAGCAUGGGGACAUGGUUCCACCUGGCCACUAAGGACCCAGCAGAAUAUCUGAGCAGCCACAAGUUCAGAACAUCAGCUUUCAACAUCUUUCACCAUAUUAACACCUAUGAGGAGGAGCAGGGAUUCCUCGUGGUCGACCUCUGCACUUGGAAAGGUCAUGACUUUGUGUAUGACUACCUGUACCUGGCCAACAUAAAGGAGGAGUGGGAGGAAGUGAAGAAAGCAGCGAUGAGAGCUCCUCAGCCUGAGGUCAGACGAUACGUACUGCCACUGGAUAUACACAGGGAAGAGCAGGGAAAGAAUCUGGUGUCUCUACCCUACACUACAGCUACUGCUGUUCUUCACAGUGACGGCACUGUCUGGCUCGAACCUGAAGUCCUCUUCUCUGCACCAAGGCUGGCCUUUGAGUUUCCACAGAUUAACUACUCUCUGUGUGGUGGGAAGAAGUAUUCCUUCGCCUACGGUCUGGGACUCAACCACUUCAUUCCUGACAGGAUAGUCAAGCUGAACGUACAGACCAAAGAGACCUGGGUGUGGCAGGAGGAAGAAUGUUACCCAUCGGAGCCGCUGUUCGUACCAACACCCGGAGCCACAGAGGAGGAUGAUGGUGUGCUGCUGAGCAUUGUGGUAAAGCCGGGUGCAGAGAGACCGGGCUUCCUGCUGGUGCUGGAUGCCAUGAAACUGAAAGAGCUGGCCAGGGCCGAGGUCAACACCAUCAUCCCCGUGACCUUCCACGGCAUUUACAAGCCAUGACCCUCACCUUCAUCCCAGCCCAGCCAAGACCCCAUCCAAAGUACACCAUGUUCACUUUCCUACCAGCCAACCACAUUUUACAAUUAGAAAUGGACUCCAAAUAGUGGUUUUAUUUUGUAAAGUAAAAGUAAAAUAUGUAAGCACUAUUGCUUUCACCAGGCCCUUGGUAUAUUUAUCAUGUUGUUUAAAUGACAUGUUAUUCAUGUUAAUUCCCUUCCACAGUGGGCUCAAGCUGGCUGCUGAGAUUGCUUGGAGCUAGCAGGGUCCGUUGAUUGUAAUGUACAAAUCAUAAAGACGAUUGAACAGUGUCUUGUAGCUGGUAGAUGAAAACAGUGCCCGUGUACAGUUUACGUUGCUUCUGUUCAAUCACCUUAGCAAAAACAUUUACUCCAUUUACAAUGUUUUAUUUCAUAAUUAGCACUUAUAUAUAGUUAAUCAUCAUGACAUGAUCCUUCAUCCUAAAGCAAGAGGUACAAUUAAAUAUAUAAAAAAAUAUUCAUAUUUUUGCAGCAUGUAUUUUAAAAGCUAUUUGCAUUUUUCUUCUUCUUUAAUACAAAUAAAAACAAUCAUAUUCAACCGGUUAUAGUGUAGUUGCUUUGACAAAAAUGACUCAACACUCCUACUAGCUGUUUCUGGAGAGUAGAUUUGAAACUUCGUCUCCUAGAAGUGUUGACUUCUGUGUAGAUUAAUUGAUAUAAAAACAUUGUUUUUUGCAAGAGACAAGCGCUGAAACGGAGCGUUUCAGAAAGGGGGUGAACAAAGGUAUAUUCAGGCAGACAGUAUGAGGGGGUAUUACGUGUUUUUUGAACAUCAAAGCACUUAAACAUGUUCUCGUAGAAACCCAAAAUAAAAGUAUGAACCUCAAAAUGAGCAUUAUGUCUCCUUUAAAGCCACGAUACGAUAACUUACACCUGAAGUUUGACCUAUGAUGAAAUAGAUUUAAUAUUAAGAGCGGAAUCGAUGAUAAGCAAUACGGUUGCAAUUAGAAGCAUAAUGUAACAUGAUCAUAAUUAAUAUUCCUUUGCAAACUGUUUGCUGCUCGAUUUGUCUUAUUUGUAAAGUAAUUACUAGAGCUGCAUGUCGAAUAAUUGAAAAAUAAAAAGAACAAUAUUUCCCUCUGAACUGUUGUGUAGUAGAAGUGUAAAGUGGCAUGAAAAGAGUCAAGGUAAAAAUGCCUCAAAUUUGAACAGUAUUGUGUAAAUGUAUUAGUUACAUUCCACCACUGACUACAAUACAUUUUCCCUCGUAGACUUCCGAUAAAAUAAAUGAAUCCUGCUUCAAGUUUAAAUUCAAGCAUUAUUUUUCUCAGAGAGAUUUUGAAGAAUAUUAUUUAAAAAGAACAUGCUACAUUUAAUCAGUAGCUAGUAUCCAAUCACACAAUGUUAUUCUAAUUUCAUGUAAUUAAUGAAAUGUUUGGGCGCAAGCAACUGGGCUAGGUUCAACUCAACAGUGCUUUACUUCACUUCUGUUAAAACACGUUAGCAAAAACAUCAAAAUGUACUGCUGUGAAUUAAAAUGUCCCCUGCAUACUUGUGAAAUUAUCCAAGUAAAAAUAUUUAAAAACACACUAGUUUUGCAAUUUGAAAA